CACAACCCCAUAUAACCCGAGGGGUUGGGAUGGCUAACGACAGUUCCUGGACGACCGUCGAAAGCUCGACAACCACAAGCGCCUCAUACUCUCCACACGCGCGCUUGCUUGCCGAGCUCGCACAAAAAGCGGUGGUCAACGACAUUUUACACUGUACGAGUGAAAAAAACCAAUUGACGGUAAGCAACAUGCACUUGUGGGAGGAAUUGGCGGUGAUCAUUUGCUUGACGGCCACUGCUGUUUUUGCGGACGGCCGUUAUAGUAAAGAAGGUCUAAUACAAAAGCAAAACAAGUACAACUCGUGGGCCCCAAACCGCGCUGGCUUGAGCGAUUGGUCGUACAGUGGCGGCGUUCCAUCGAGCAUGAUGAGACAUUAUCCCGUGUCACUGAGCAGAUACCAGCAGGUCAUUGCGGACGCGGCUGCGGCUGCGGCGGCGAACAGGCAACAACAGCACCAGAUGCAACCGUUGACAUUGUCAGAAUACUACGAUGCUGCGUUGGCCGCGAUAACCGGCGAAGGUGUAGACUUAAACCCAUCGUUCGAGCCUAGAGUAUACGGGCCCAGGACGCCUUACGAUGCAAGACAGUCGUACGAUCCUAGACAAACUUAUGAUACCAGAUCAAACGAGGUGUCCAACUACGCGGUAGUCAGAUACCCCAGUUACAGCUACUAUCCUCCGGCCGUUGAAGGUUUGAGCGGUAGCGGACGUAGGUUUGACGGCGGUAAUGAAGAGGAUGACAACAAAGAGAGCAGCUUUGAAGACAGAUUGCGGAUGGUGCUGAAUGAAGACGAGUCGAGCGGCCGGGAUGACCCAAUGCUCAUGUCAUCGUACUACCACGAUGAGCAUCCUGCGUCCCUAGAGAGCCGCUUCCGGCCACAGCAGUACUACUGGUCAUCACCGCCUCGGUACAACUCGGCCGACAAAAUUCAUAAAUACCGCAAUCUGUUCAUGUCCAAUCCAGUGUCGCCUUCGAAUGCGUUUAAGUCAGCCAAGGAACAAGAAUUGCACGAUUUCUGGGAGUCGCUCAUUCAGGGUGACUUGCAAAAGCCAUCCGAACGUGACCCAUACGCUAGGCACAAGCAGCUGCAGAUGAGGCAACAGGCGGCGUACGAAGCCAAACAACAGUUUAGGCAGCAGCAAAAGCUAGCGGGACAAGACGACAAAGAUGACAGCGACGACGAUGGUGACCGAAUGAGUUCCAAUUCUCGGCCUAGUCUGUACAGCCAAUGGGCCAACGGGUCGCCUUUGAUCAAGCGGUCUCUCGGGAACGCGGACAACGAUGACGUCCGUCAGUUGGAACAAUUAAAAUGGACGGCCACACCAACAACGAUGACGGCGGCCAAGGCCAUUACUACCACGCCGGCAGUCACUGGGCCAAUGGCCGACGGUGGCCAAAGGGAGUAUGUCCUGCCCAGGCCGGCAAGUGAAAAGUCGGGAUUGGAGAGCUUGUUGGAAGUAAUAGCCGAGGGUGGCGUCCACGGUUUACCGACUCAACCCGAUAUGCAGCAGCUACAAUUGCAUCAAGUGGCCAAAGUAAAUAAGAAAAGAAGUUUGGUGUCGGACGAGACGUCACUUGCCGCUGAGCUCGGCGCUCUCAGAAAAAACUAAUGGGAUUUUCAUUUCGUUUCAAUUUAUUAUUAAUUUUGAAAAUUAACACAUUGAUAACGAAAUGUACACCGAAAAGCAAAAUCGAUAGCCGUUAGUGUAAAUAACAUAAUCAUUUUUCUUCUGGUAUUUUUGGCUCUACGAAUACUACUUGUACAUUUAAAAAAAUACAUUAAUAUUUUCAUUUUCAGUUUUUUCGUCGUAAUUUUCUUUUAAUAUAACACUAUUUACUACAAUAUAACUUUAACAAUGUGCACGCUGGUUGUACGGUAAUUAGUAUCCUCUCAUUUCUUUUGUAGAGAAAAAUAUCUACAAUUCUUAUCAAUACCAUAAUAUUCUUAUUAUUUUUUAAAAGAUAAGUUAUUAUCAUAUUACGGUAGAUAUUGUAUUUAUUUUCAUAAAAGGGAUGAAGACUGACCGAAAACUGUACCUAUUUGCAUUUAUCGAAUGUUUAUUAUUAUAGAAAAACUCGUGUGUAAGUUUAUCUAUCGGCUUACCUUAUUUAUAAAUUAUAAUCGAACAUAUUUUCACUUUAAAAUUGACAUAAUAAUGAUAUGUUUGAAACGUUUAAACUUAGUUAUAAUUAAUAUUACAUUGACAAUUAUUAUAAUAAAGCAAAACUUUUAUUCAUCUUAUACAUUGGAAAGUUGAUAAACUACAUAUUUAAUAAUAUAUACGACAAGCAAGGAUUUUUUAUUUUAUUCUAGCACUG
Molecule: messenger RNA, 2319 nt
Organism: Adelges cooleyi (spruce gall adelgid)
Lineage: Eukaryota; Metazoa; Arthropoda; Insecta; Hemiptera; Adelgidae
Exons: 3
Coding region: 30-1610 (526 amino acids)
Source: RefSeq, a predicted model, not a curated record